Messenger RNA from Syngnathus typhle (broad-nosed pipefish), 8688 nucleotides. RefSeq names its product calcium channel, voltage-dependent, L type, alpha 1D subunit, b (gene cacna1db). Gene Ontology annotation, cellular component: membrane; voltage-gated calcium channel complex. NCBI's taxonomy places the organism in Eukaryota, Metazoa, Chordata, Actinopteri, Syngnathiformes, Syngnathidae. The transcript has 46 exons. Bases 745 to 7284 code for a protein of 2179 amino acids. The record is from RefSeq and is a predicted model, not a curated record. Gene Ontology annotation, biological process: calcium ion import across plasma membrane. Gene Ontology annotation, molecular function: high voltage-gated calcium channel activity.
UAAACUGGAUGAUCAUGUGUGUGCAUUUACACACUCACUUAACAGCUUCCUCCAGCUUUGAGUACACAUCAGCCUCAGACGGAAUAUAAAAAAAUAACAAUAUGGAUGUCAUGCUGUGACUAAACUUGGGACUUUUGGAUCUUCACUCAUCAAGCUUUUAAUUUGCUUCGACUGAGACCUCAGGACAAUUUCAAGAUAGUAUUCGUGUCAGUCUUUUUCUUUUUAAUCCAGAAAAAAUACCAAAACAAUCGGACUGCUGAGAAACAACCAGAGGAAUACAUUUUUUCAAUUGAAUUUUUAUCUUACUAUCGGGAUUCCAAUGGAACUAAAAAGGCAGUGGUUGCAUUGAGGCUGGAAGAGAAGCAGAGUAAGUCUGAAACUAAAUGAGAAGUGACAUCAUGACUUCCAUAUCAGGCAGGUUGAAGUGCAAACCAAGCCCAACGGGGGAGCACUCUCCAUCUCCACUGACUUUGACCCUGGCUAUGCUCUUUUUCCUGAUAGGCAAACAAAUGGGGAAACGCUGUAAUUCUUUAUUCGUGGCCUUGCUUAAACUGAUCUUCAGACUUGUAAUAGAAUGCCUUGGUGGGAGCACAGUCAGCCACUUUCUUAAGUUCUGAGAGUUGAAUAAUAAAAAGGAACAAUUAGGGCCAAAUCAUAAUGGACCUGCGUGAUGUUUUAAGCCAGAAGUCUCAUCACAAGUUCACCUGUUAAAGCCACCCGAGUGACUACAAGCAAAAAGAAGAGAUGUUUCUAAGAACACUUGGGAAGUGUUUAUUCGGCCUUUUCAGAGGGGCACAGUAUGCCAGCAACAAAAAGACCACUUCCUCUGCUGAUGCCUCAGCCCUUUGGUCAGAAAGCCAAACUCAUCUCCACCAACUCAGCCCACCUGAGUCCCUGCACGCACCCGCCAGCAGUGGAAAGCCCGUCGGCUCGUCUUACGGCCUACUGGGAGCAAAGAGUGGCGCCCAUCUACCCGGUGGCACCGGUUCCGCUGUCAGCCCGGUUCUUGCUUGGCAUGCGGCCAUUAACGCUGCUCGCCAAGCACAGGGCGAUGUUGCAAAGGUUGACUUGAGUCCACAGCGCACACCAUGCGCCACCGGAGCGGCUCCUGUCGGCUCAUUGGCACAGAGAAAGAGGCAGCAGUAUGCCAAGAGCAAAAAACAGGGCGGGUCCACUAACAGCAGGCCACCCAGAGCGUUGUUCUGCCUCACCCUCAACAACCCCAUCCGCAGGGCCUGCAUCAGCCUGGUGGAGUGGAAACCAUUCGAUAUAUUUAUACUGCUGUCUAUUUUUGCCAACUGCGUGGCCUUAGCCAUCUACAUCCCUUUCCCUGGAGAUGACUCCAAUUCUACCAACCAAGAGCUGGAAACAGUCGAAUAUGCCUUCCUGAUCAUUUUCACUAUUGAGACAUUUUUGAAGAUUAUUGCCUAUGGUCUGGUCAUGCACCAGAACUCCUACGUCAGAAAUGGCUGGAACAUGCUGGACUUUGUCAUCGUCAUAGUAGGCUUGUUCAGUGUUGUCCUGGAGAUGAUAACCAAAGACGCUGACUCAAGCGGCCAGACAGGAGGCAAGCCUGGGGGGUUUGAUGUCAAGGCUCUCCGAGCCUUUCGAGUACUUCGCCCUCUUCGCCUUGUCUCUGGCGUUCCAAGUCUGCAGGUGGUUUUGAACUCAAUCAUCAAAGCCAUGGUCCCUCUGCUUCACAUCGCUCUGCUGGUCCUUUUUGUCAUCAUCAUCUACGCCAUCAUCGGCCUGGAGCUCUUCAUUGGCAAAAUGCACGCUACCUGCUAUGUGAUCAAAACAGGUAUUCUGGCAGAAGAGGAGCCAACGCCAUGCGCGGUGUCCGGCAACGGUCGCCACUGCACACUAAACGCGACUGUGUGCAGAGAAGGCUGGCAAGGUCCCAACAAUGGCAUCACCAACUUUGACAAUUUCUUGUUUGCCAUGCUCACUGUGUUCCAGUGUAUUACCAUGGAGGGAUGGACCGAUGUACUCUACUGGAUGAAUGACGCGAUGGGUUUUGAGCUGCCGUGGGUCUACUUUGUCAGUCUGGUCAUCUUUGGUUCUUUCUUUGUUCUUAACUUGGUCUUAGGUGUCCUCAGUGGGGAAUUCUCCAAAGAGCGAGAGAAGGCCAAGGCACGAGGUGACUUCCAGAAGCUGCGUGAGAAGCAGCAGCUCGAGGAAGACCUGAAGGGCUACCUGGACUGGAUCACACAGGCCGAGGACAUUGACCCUGAGAAUGAAGACGAGGGAGAUGAGGAGGGAAAGCGCAGCACGAGCGUGCCCACAAGUGAGACCGAGUCUGUGAACACUGACAAUCACAGCGAGGAUGACAAAUGGCUCUGCUGUGCUCCUUUGUGUCGUCAGGGGCGACGGUGGAAUCGUUUCUGUCGCAGGAAGUGUCGCGCCGCAGUAAAAUCGGUGACUUUUUACUGGCUGGUCAUCGUCUUGGUUUUCCUCAAUACUCUCACCAUCGCCUCCGAGCACUACAACCAACCGGACUGGCUCACUGAAGUUCAGGAUGUCGCCAACAAAGUUCUCCUGGCCAUGUUUACUUUAGAAAUGCUGGUGAAGAUGUACAGCUUGGGGCUGCAGGCCUACUUUGUCUCCCUAUUCAAUCGCUUUGAUUGUUUCGUGGUGUGCGGAGGCAUCAUCGAGACCAUCCUGGUGGAGCUGGCCAUCAUGUCUCCGCUUGGCAUCUCUGUUUUCCGUUGCGUCCGUCUCCUGAGAAUUUUUAAGGUCACACGCCACUGGGCAUCACUGAGUAAUCUGGUGGCCUCUUUGCUCAACUCCAUGAAGUCGAUCGCCUCGCUGUUGCUGCUUCUCUUCCUCUUCAUCAUCAUCUUCUCCCUGCUGGGCAUGCAGCUUUUCGGGGGCAAGUUUAACUUUGAUGAGACGGUGACCAAACGGAGCACUUUUGACAACUUUCCUCAGGCCCUACUCACCGUGUUCCAGAUUCUGACAGGAGAAGACUGGAAUACAGUGAUGUACGACGGGAUCAUGGCGUAUGGUGGUCCAGCCUCCUCUGGAAUGGUGGUCUGCAUUUAUUUCAUCAUCCUCUUCAUCUGUGGAAACUACAUCCUGCUUAAUGUGUUCUUGGCCAUUGCUGUCGACAACCUGGCUGACGCUGAGAGCCUCAACACAGCCCAGAAGGAAGAAGAAGAGGCCAAGAAGAGGCGGAACAGCGCCAAAGAGGUGGGCACAGAACACAGAGUGGAAUUAGAACAAGACACCGAUGGCAAGACCAAGGUGCCAGUUGAGUUUCUACUCGAGGAGGACAAAGAACUUUAUUCUGCCAAUGACUCACCAGUGUGUUGUGUGGAUGACGACAAUGGCAACCUCCCAGAUGUCCCAGUUGGGCCCCGGCCCAAGAGACUGUCAGUGCUCACCAUCAAGGAAAAAACACCUCCCAUCCCAGAGGGCAGCGCCUUUUUCAUCUUCAGCAGCACCAACCCGUUUCGUGUGUUCUGCCAUAGGCUGAUAAAUCAUCAGAUCUUCACCAACCUCAUUCUGGUCUUCAUCAUGCUCAGCUCUGUGUCUUUGGCUGCCGAGGACCCUAUACGCAGCUUCUCUGCACGCAAUAUUAUACUUGGUUAUUUUGACUAUGCUUUCACGGCAAUCUUUACUGUUGAGAUCCUGUUUAAGAUGACGGCAUUUGGAGCGUUCCUUCAUAAAGGAGCAUUUUGUCGGAACUACUUCAACCUAUUGGACCUGUUGGUUGUUGGAGUGUCUCUGGUCUCCUUUGGUAUUCAGUCUUCUGCAAUCUCAGUGGUGAAGAUUCUUCGUGUUUUGAGAGUCCUCCGGCCGCUUAGGGCCAUCAACAGAGCCAAAGGACUCAAGCAUGUGGUCCAGUGCGUGUUUGUUGCCAUCAGGACCAUCGGCAACAUCAUGAUCGUCACUACGCUGCUCCAGUUUAUGUUUGCUUGCAUCGGAGUGCAGCUCUUUAAGGGUAAAUUUUAUCGCUGCUCAGACGAUGCAAAGUCCAGUCCAGAUGAGUGCAAAGGAACGUACAUUCUCUACCACAAUGGUGACACCACAAUGGCCAAGCCACUGCCCAUGGUCAAGGAGAGGAUCUGGUACAACAGUGACUUCAACUUUGAUAAUGUCCUCAUGGCCAUGAUGGCUCUUUUCACUGUCUCUACUUUCGAAGGAUGGCCCACUCUCUUAUACAAGGCCAUCGACUCCAAUCGCGAAAACUUGGGUCCCAUCUACAACUAUCGCAUUGAGAUAUCUAUCUUCUUCAUUAUCUACAUCAUCAUCAUUGCCUUCUUCAUGAUGAACAUCUUUGUUGGUUUCGUUAUUGUCACCUUCCAGGAGCAGGGUGAGAAGGAAUACAAGAACUGUGAGCUGGAUAAGAACCAGCGUCAGUGUGUGGAGUAUGCUCUCAAAGCCCGUCCCCUGCGUCGCUACAUACCCAAAAACCCAUACCAGUACAAAUUUUGGUAUGUGGUCAACUCCACUGGCUUUGAGUAUGUCAUGUUUGUCCUAAUCAUCCUCAACACUCUGUGUCUAGCAAUACAGCACCAUGGCCAGUCUCACCUCUUCAACUAUGCUAUGGAUAUCCUAAACAUGGUCUUUACUGGCGUUUUCACAGUUGAGAUGAUCUUCAAGCUCAUUGCCUUUAAGCCCAGGGGCUAUGUUGGGGACGCCUGGAACGUCUUUGACGCCCUGGUGGUGAUUGGCAGUGUAGUCGACAUCAUACUCAGCCAGAACACAGAGGACAGUGCUCGCAUCUCCAUCACCUUCUUCCGCCUCUUUCGAGUGAUGCGAUUGGUGAAAUUGUUGAGCAGGGGGGAUGGUAUCAGAACUCUGCUGUGGACCUUCAUCAAAUCCUUUCAGGCUCUACCCUAUGUUGCGCUUUUGAUAGCCAUGCUGUUCUUCAUCUAUGCAGUAAUCGGAAUGCAGGUUUUUGGAAAAAUAGCCAUGGUGGAUGGAACACAAAUCAACCGCAACAAUAAUUUCCAGACAUUCCCUCAGGCUGUCCUCAUGCUCUUCAGAUGUGCCACAGGUGAGGCUUGGCAGGAGAUCAUGUUGGCCUGUCUUCCCGGAAAGUUGUGCGAUACUGAGUCAGACUACAACCCCGGAGAAGAGAGAACCUGCGGCAGCGGCUUUGCUAUCAUCUAUUUUAUCACCUUCUACAUGCUCUGUGCUUUUCUGAUUAUUAACCUGUUUGUUGCUGUCAUCAUGGAUAACUUUGACUAUCUCACCCGAGAUUGGUCCAUUCUUGGACCACAUCAUCUUGAUGAAUUUAAACGGAUCUGGUCCGAAUAUGACCCAGAAGCAAAGGGGCGGAUAAAACACCUUGAUGUGGUGACGUUGCUGAGGAGGAUCCAACCUCCUCUUGGCUUUGGCAAACUCUGCCCACACAGGGUGGCCUGCAAGCGUCUGGUUGCGAUGAACAUGCCUCUGAACAGUGAUGGCACAGUUAUGUUUAAUGCCACCUUGUUCGCACUGGUGCGAACUGCUCUCAAGAUUAAAACAGAAGGAAACCUGGAACAGGCUAACGAGGAGCUGCGGGCUGUGAUCAGGAAGAUCUGGAAAAGGACAAGCAUGAAGCUGUUGGAUCAAGUAGUGCCCCCUGCAGGUGAUGACGAGGUAACAGUGGGGAAGUUCUAUGCCACCUUCCUGAUACAGGAUUACUUCAGGAAGUUCAAGAGGCGCAAAGAGAAAGGCCUAGUGGGUAGGCGCUCAUUCGACAGGAUUAACUGCACCAUGGCUCUGCAGGCUGGCCUACGCACACUGCAUGACAUUGGACCAGAGAUCCGUCGAGCCAUAUCAUGUGACUUGCAGGACGAGGGGCUCGUAGAUUUGACAGAGGAGGAAGACGAGGGAAUUCACAGGCGCAAUGGCAGCCUUUUCGGUAACCAUGUCGACCACGUCGGUACGACUCCCCAAGGCUCCGCCCACCCAACUACUGUCACUCAACGUCCUCUACAGAUUCUUCCCUUUUCCUGUGAUGCCUCAAAAGAACCCACACAAACGAGCAUGAGGGACAAUGAUAGGAGCGAAGAGAUGGAAAUGAACUCACCAUCUGUCCAGUAUAAUCAGCAUCAUCAAGCCUCUCAUCAGUCUGACUAUUCCUGCUUUAAUUCCAAUCACGAACAAGCCCCUGUACCAUCCAACGCUAACCUCAACAAUGCCAACGUGCCCAUGCUUCUGUCUGUGACCCGUGGGCAGCAGCAGAAACAUUUGUUAACGACAGACCGGCCGUCCUCCACCAAAACGGGCUCACCCGUGUCCACCCGCAGCAAGCCUUGGAAGUCGCUUUCAAUGAGGUCAGAGGUCCGUCGAGGUCGCCGCCCCGCCCUUCAAAGAUCCAAGCCAAAGGACGAGGAGCAAGGCUCGGGAGACUACUACCAGAGUGCAGACGAGUCCAAUGAAGAUGACAUUGUGCUCACUAGGGACAGGCUGCCAAAUAAAGAGUCUUGCAACAAAGAGGGCGAGUUGGACGCAGAGGUCUCCAGCAUGGAGCAUCAGUCAGAUUGUUUCUAUGACAAUGACCAGCAGCCCAUCUGCCAAGACAGCCAGCAGUCACCUCGGAGGUGGCUUUUAUCAUCACCGCAAGCCCUCAACAGACCAACCUUCAGUUUUGAGUGUCUUCGCAGAAGAAGUAGUGAGGAGGAAGCUCCGCCCUCUCCUUCAUGCACAGCUCUUCCACUGCACCUGCUACAGCAACAGGUCAUGGCAGUGGCUGGCCUGGAUGCCAGUAAACUCCAGCGCCUCUCUCCCACGCGAUCAAUCCUCUCCUGGGCCACACCCCCUGCCUCCCCUCUAGCCUAUGAUUCUUCGCCCUGCUACACGCCGCUCAUCCAGGUGGACUGGAGGAGCUCAGGCAGUGUGGGAAACAUCCCAGCCUCAGUAAAGAGGAGUUCGUGGUACACAGACGAACACGGCAACGUUUCCAGCCGUGGCUGCUCUCCCUCACGACUCCAGCUUCCUGCUAAGGGUUGUUCACAUUUCCUGCAGAAUAGAGGCAGCGCCAACAGUCUAGUGGAGGCUGCGUUGAUCUCAGAGGGUCUGGGAAAAUAUGCCAGGGACCCCAAGUUUGUGUCGGCCACCAAACACGAGAUAGCCGACGCCUGCCAGAUGACCAUCGAUGAGAUGGAGAGCGCCGCCAGUAAUCUGCUGAAUGGCAGCCUGCCUGACCCAAGCGGGGACGGGGCCGCGAGCUCAGAUCCCGCCGCGCACAAUAUGACUACAGCGGACUACAGUGACGAGGAGACCUACGUGGCGGUCAAACGGGAGGAGGACCUCGCAGAUGAGAUGAUUUGCCUCACGUCGCUAUAGCAGAGGCCCACAUCCGGUUUACUCUUAUUUAUUGAUUUAUUCCAGUUGACACGUUGCUGCUUUUCCACAGAGACAGAACCGUUAUGCUCCUACAAUAGAUGACAUACGAAUGAAGUGCCUGGUUUUCUCUUUUUACGUGAACAGAAGACCUCUGAAGAAAACAAAUAUUGAACGCAGAACACUAAUUUGAUGUUGUAUUUGAUUUAUUUAUGUUUGCUUGAAUGGUGACAAUUGUUCAAGACCAGAGAAAUCUUCUUGCUCUGCAAAGCCAUUCCGAAUCCUAUGAAUUCACUUUGGGAACAACAUGGGUGUUGAUCAUUGUAGUGAUGAAAUUGCGCGUGCUUGUUGGAUUUAACAUCACUGACUUAUGUUGUUUAGCUGUGCCUCAGCUUCAAAUUGAAUUCAAAUGGUUUCUUGCACAAAAGCUACUUGCUCUCAUCUGUAAUACAGUGGAAUCUCUAAGAUGAUUUUUUUUUCUGCAUCAAAAAUAAUGGUCAGUGUAAAAAUAUUGCAGAUGUAUCAUUUUCAUCCUCCAAAGUUUUGUAAGCAAAGAUACGUCCAUUUUUCAUGAGCACUUUUUUAAAGGUUCCAUUGUAUUUCCUAUGCUUUUUAUUUCAGGGCUCAGGAAUCAAAGCAAAAUUAUUAGAGGUAAUUAUUACAUUUUGAAUGAGUCCAAGUUAUUGACUAGGCUUGAAAAAAAAAAUCACAUAUCACAUAUACAUUACAGUGCAGUCCUGGAAUUCAACAAAAUAAAAAUAGUGUGCUUUGCUGUUUUUGUGAGAGAGUCAUUCAAUGAUUAACAAUAAUUAUUUCUAAAGAUAGAUUUGCAGUAAAAUAUCGAUGAUCAUCAUUAAUAAUCAAAAAUUGACUCAGCUCGGUGGGACAAUAAGAUACAUGAAUAUCUGCUGCAAAUGUUUUGAUUAAAUUAAUUGAAUAUUGGUCUAUUAUGUCUAAACGGCAUGGAAUUUAAAAUGUGUUUAAUGUUUUUAGGAUUACAAAAUUGACUUGGGAUUUUUUUCCAUCAAGCAACAUCUAAACAUCAUGUCAUUUUGGCCUAAUUCUGUUAUUUAUUUUAAGACGCAGAUAAAAACAGAGCGGCAGACCGAUUGCACAGAUUGUACCGGAAAUGACAAAUUCCCAGUUGCCUUUCAAAGCGAUAUUGGACUUUUAAUACAUCAUACAAUGAGAUGCAAUAACAGCAGCUAGUAAGGAAACAAAACAAACAAAACAAAUGACCAGUUGUCAUUAGUAUAUACGUAUAUUAUUUUAUUUGUGGGGGCAUUUGAGUGUAUGCAAUUUUUUUAUGUAUGUUUUGUAAUGUUCCACUGCUUUCUAGAUGUUCAAUAUUGUAAACUUUCUGCUUUCUACCUGUUGUACAAAAUAAAAACAUCAGUUUGGUAUCAU